Molecule: messenger RNA, 365 nt
Organism: Staurois parvus
Lineage: Eukaryota; Metazoa; Chordata; Amphibia; Anura; Ranidae
Source: the annotation of a GenBank genome assembly
UUGCAUACCGUGUUUAUGUGCGUUUGCGUUCAGAAGCGUUUUUAAAAGAUAACCUCAGGAGACCUUCCCAAAUGCCCAGAAUGCACUGAAAAAUAGUAAAUAAUUAACUAUUUCAGACAUUUUGAGAGAAAUAGAGAGAGCAGAAGCAGAGAGAGAUCAGUGUGUGUUGAGAUGACCUGUCUUUUCUGGUUGUAUUCUCUAUGGAUCCCAUCAUGAGCAUAAUGCAGCACGUUCUACCAUUUUUUCCUGGAACUGACUGCACUGGUGUGCUAGGUCCAUUUGCAUACAUGGAAAAUGCUUUGCAUGCAUUUCUGAUGAUGAAAAAAAGCUCUGGAGAGCAUCUGGACAUUGAACAGUUAAAAGAC